GGCGCACGUGGGUCCUCAUCUCUCCAACUUCAGUCGUCAAGUUCCACAAUGGCAAGCAACAUCGGGGACCAAAAGGACACAACGCCGGCAUUCUCCCCCCGCCAAGCCCCCCUUGUCCUGGAUGAGUCUUCCCAUGAACUUGGCAUAAGGAAUCGUGACGACACAGACUUCAACCGCACCAAAAUCACACAGAGAGACCUUGGGAGCCUGAGCGUGAUUGGCAGCCUGACCAAAGUCGAGUACGGGAACUGGGCCGGCCAGGAGGCCUGCUUGCUCGCAUUCCGCUUCCAAUUCCAAAAGGGAAACGCCACGGCCUUUCGCUUCUCCAAGGCUGACAUUGUCAUAGAAUUCCAAGCGAGGCCACCCGGAAACCCAGACCAUGACCCCGCGGUUUUGCGGUACGGACCCAAGUUCCUGCGGUCAACGGGCACGCUGGAGCAACGCGGGUGGCACUACACUGCGUCGCUAUCAGCCAGCGCCGGCCUUGCCGUCGUUGAAGCCGGUCCAGCCGUUGAGUUCGGACGAUCCAGCUUCUACGCACGACAGUACGCGGCUGUGGUGGAAAGCGACGACUGGGGGAACCGUAAGCACCGCCGGCCCAACUGUGUCAAGAUCUGGAUGCGUGAAGACGAUAGGCAAGAGGGUGGAAUUCCUUUGGAAUUGCUUGCAGCCGUUGUUGUCCAGACCGACCGCUCGUUCCAAGCCAACGUGAGCGUAAGGGUCGAUUCCAUCUUCAAUCUCGUCGCGUGGCCUUGGUCAAAAGACGAUCCCCUACUCCUCGAACCCGGAGUCAACUUUGGCCAGCCACUCCGACAGGGAACGUCCAACCUUGAUUUUUCAACAAUCACCGCCGAGGAAUGGCGCCAGCUCGUGACGCCAGAUCUUCAUUUUCGGUAGGGCCACGUUAACCUCAUCGUCGGAGCUCGACGUAUGGCUAAUUCUUGGUCGGUCAUAGAGAACGUCACUAACACCUUCAGAAUGCCAUUUGACGUUUCAAGAAGGGCUUGUUGAAUGAGAAAGGUGUCCGGGCACCUUUCCUCACCUGCUGCA
Messenger RNA from Canariomyces notabilis, 1050 nucleotides. RefSeq lists its product as uncharacterized. Bases 49 to 897 code for a protein of 282 amino acids. The transcript has a single exon. Lineage: Eukaryota; Fungi; Ascomycota; Sordariomycetes; Sordariales; Chaetomiaceae. The record is from RefSeq and is a predicted model, not a curated record.